CAAUACACAAAUGACGUUCGUAGCAAUUAUCGAUCGCGCAUAAAAAUAGUUCCAUAUAAACACUUGUAGCUUUUGCCGUGUGGACACGAUUCGCUGACCAAACAACGCGGAUCAAACAAAAUUAUUAUAAUAACGUUUCACCAAACGCGCGUUUCUUUUACUCGUAGAGACAGGACGCGGACAGCGACACGGCGUCCGACUUCCUUGAUUGCUUUUUAAAUUACUUUUAACAUGAUUAAAUUAGUUGUUCUGUUAUGUGCGCUUGGAAUUUGCGGUAAAGUUUUCGGUCUCGAAACGACAACGUACGAGUUAUUAAUGCCAGAUGUCUAUCCACACAGGGAUGAGCUAUACCUCUGCACUCCCAUCCGGAUCUUCCCAGACAGAAGCUAUUCCAUAGUGGGGUUUGAACCGAACGCGAGCAUGCACACAGCCCAUCACAUGCUGCUGUAUGGGUGCUCAGAACCAGGAUCCAACGAUAGUGUUUGGAGUUGCGGUGAGAUGUCAAGCAAUGAAAUCGACGCACAGUACAACACAGCGAGCCCGUGCCGCUCAGGAUCUCAGAUCGUGUACGCAUGGGCUCGAGACGCUCCGAGCCUGACGCUUCCCGAGGGAGUGGGAUUCCUAAUCGGGAAGAACUCGCCCAUCAAGUAUUUGGUGCUGCAAGUGCAUUACAUGUCGAAGUUCCCAAAAGGUAAAACGGAUAACUCGGGUGUCUUCCUGAAGUAUACGCAAGAACAGAUGCCCCGCCAAGCCGGCGUGUUCCUGCUCGGCACCAGCGGAGCCAUUCCUCCCAAGAAGGUGGAACAUAUGGAGACGGCCUGCACUAUGACGGAGGACAAAGUCAUCCAUCCUUUCGCGUUCCGAACUCAUACUCAUUCCCUCGGAAAAGCGGUAACCGGCUACGUCGUCCGCAAGAACGAACAGGGCGACGAAUGGAAACUGAUCGGCGAGAAGAACCCCCAGUUACCCCAGAUGUUCUACCCCGUACAAGACCCCUCGCCAAUCAGCAAGGGAGACAUCGUUGCUGCUAAAUGUGUGAUGAAUAAUACUCACGAACACACUGUUAGGAUUGGCGCCACGAACAGGGACGAAAUGUGCAACUUCUACCUGAUGUACUGGGUGGAGCGCGACACCCCCCUCCAGCAGAAGUACUGCUUCUCGGCCGGCCCCCCCUACUACUACUGGUCGCGCGCGCCGCAGAACUUCAACCGCAUACCCGUCCAAGAUAACACCAAGUACACGUAAACGGACCGAGUAUGUCUCUCUCACACUUUGCUACCAAGGAAUGCAAGCAAGCAGACAAGCGAACGUAUGACUUCAGGCGGCGUAGCACGGUGGCGUUUUUAUCCCUUGUCACCAUACCUGUCACGUUCUAACAAGUAUGUAAGUGCGAAAGGGACGCGCAUAGUGAUAGUCGAUAAAAAUGGAACCGUGCUGCGCCCGCAGGACACUCAAUAGAAGGACACCUCAAUAGAAUUAUCGCAGCUACACGCUGUGAUGUGUUUAUUUUUUGCACACAUUGUUUAAUGUUCAAGGUUUGCUCUCCUUUGGCUUUGAAAAAAAAAAUGAUUUAAUUCAAUCUGAAAUUCGUCGAACGUGAAUGCUUAAGUAGCAAAGACUAGCCUUAAUUUUAGUUCUUGUACCGUAAAACGGGGUGAGUAGGUUUCGCGGGGAGAGGUGGGUUAUGAAUGGGGAGAGAAGGUUUGAGAGGGGGGUGAGAAGGGAUUUUAAGGCUACUGCUACAAAAAUAAUGUAUUCCGAUUUAAAAUGGGGCUAUAGUAAUACGUAUAAUAAAAAAAAAUCGAUCCAUCAAUCUUCCAAAAUCACCUUUGUAUGAAAAACCCUCUCACCCCAAAUACGAGGCACUACGGGGUGAGGUGGGUUUUACUCUUUAUCGCCAAAGUUAUGAAAUGGAACUACCCAAAAUAAAAUACAAACGUCCGAACCACUUAUUAUAUACACCUUUCAGUUUUCACAUGUAAAAAUAAAAUUUUAUCGAGGUUUGAAAGUCAAAUUUCACCCAACUCACCCCAUUUUACGGUACUUACUGCUUAGAGCAUUUAGUAUCUGGAGACGUCAUGGCUGUCAUUUUCUGCACGAAACAGUCUGCCGGUUUUUGCGGGGGAGGGGACGUCAAAUGUAUUGCUAUUUCUACAAGAUUUGUACGUAACGUACAAAAUAGCCAUGUCAGUGCAUACAAAAGUUUGCACAAUUGUGCAAGUUUUUCGGCAGAGGGGUAAGCUCUUAGGGCGACUCUAGUUGUUAAAUCAAUGCUCUAAGACUUACUGCGUUUCAUAUUUUCGUAAGAUACAUUUACAGUUGAAUUUAACCUUUUACACAGUAGGUUACAUUCUAUAUUUAAAUGACGGCAGCUUCCUAACAGCCUACUAGAAUUUACCCCAUCAAGGGCCAGUUGCAUCAACCACAAUAGGGUAUUAUACUGCAUUUAAAAUAAAUUAUUUUACACCAUGCAUGAAAUAAAGCACCACAUAAUUAUUAGAAAAACACAGGAGUAAUUUUUAAACACAAGUAGGUGAGUUGACCGUGGCGUCACGAUGUAAUGUUUCAUAUAAAUUCCAUAUUAGCAAAUCGUUGUGACAGUUGAAAAAAACCGGGCAAGUGCGAGUCGGACUCGCGCACGAAGGGUUCCGUACCAUAAUAAAAAAAAAACAAAAAAAAAAGCAAAAAAAAACGGUCACCCAUCCAAGUACUGACCACUCCCGACGUUGCUUAACUUUGGUCAAAAAUCACGUUUGUUGUAUGAGAGCCCCAUUUAAAUCUUUAUUUUAUUCUGUUUUUAGUAUUUGUUAUUAUAGCGGCAACAGAACUAUCACGGUUCGUGAGAUACAGCCUGGUGACAGACGGAUGGACGGACGGACAGCGAAGUCUUAGUAAUAGGGUCCCGUUUUACCCUUUGGGUACGGAACCCUAAAAAGGAACUGAUUUGACUAGAACGAAAAUACCCUAUUGACGGACUGAUCAUAAUUUCGUGAAUUGACCGGUACUUAAACCUCGUACUAGGUAGCAUAACGUGAGAAAGACUUAAGAAGGUCAACACUGCCGAUUCCGGUAAUAAUAAGUAAUACUAAAGGCCUAUGUUGCGUUAAUGUCAUUUAAAGCGUAUUUUGAAAAAAAAUAUGUGUAAAGCGUUAAAAGUAAGUACGAAUCGGCUGAUGAAAUGAUAGAAUCAAUAUAGGUGGUUAUUUCUGCUACUCUUAGACUAAAAAAAGUAUUAUAUACAUUUCAAAACUGUAUUUAUAUCUGUUUAGCUAUGUGCUAACUGCCAUAUGAACACUCAUGGCGACUCAUCGUUCACUGAUGCCGUUAUCUCUCGUAGCCAUAGCUGUUUCUCAUGUUACAUUCUAACCCCCUUAUUCAUAAACGCGCUACAAACCUUGAUUAGCUAAUAAUCGUUUGUGUUUAUCUUUCAUUUUGACUUAUGCAUUUGUAAGAAAGGGAUAAAACACAAUUUAACUAAAUCAGUCCCGUAAAGUUUUAUGAAUAAGGGGGUAAUGGUAUAACGGUAAUAAUCAGACCCCGUUAUCAUUGGUGAAAUUUUAUUGAAAUGCGAAGGGUUGGCACUCACUGCCCCACCGUGCGGAUAAAAUUGCGCAGUUAUUGGGUAAAAGUACGCAUGUGGGGUAAUUGUUCGCAUCAAUUUCAUUGGAAUUGUUGAAAUAAAGUUAUUAGAAUAACGAAUAUUUAUGAAAUUGUCUGAUCAAUAUCCACGUACUAAUUUAAAAAUAUUAAAUAACUAUUGAUAAUUUACUUAUGAUAUUGAAUAUUUCUUGAUUAUUGCCUCAUAACUUGACUUUAAUGAACUCUAGACGUCAUACUUAUACAUCAAUAAUGCGACGUGUGUUGAACUGCUUUCGCUUUGCGUCCGCAGCUCACGUGGUUCCAAAAUAUCGAUCAGACACGAUUUCAUAAAUAAUUAUUUAUUUGUUAAACUUUAUUUAUUUGACAAUUCCAUUGAUAUUGACUUUUUGCGGACAAUUACCCCACAUGCGUACUUUUACCCAAUAGCUAGCGGAAUUUUACCCGCACGGUGGGGGAGUGAGUGCGAAUGCCUUGCAUUUCAAUAAAAUUUCACCACUGAUAACGGGGUCUGAGUAAUAAUUAUUCAUACGUUUAUGAAUAAUUUCUGACCUGAAACGUUACUGUCCUGAAUUAGCUAUGGACUGUUCCGUCCGUUUACUAUAGGAUAUAUUCUCGAGGCAGAACAUUUCCCAUAAGUACAAAACCGAGAACGUUUCCGAGAACGGCACAACUCUGGGUAUGGAUCGUUUGUCUUUAUCUGUCAUUUUGACUUAUGUAUUUGUAAGAAAGAGAUUAAACAUAAUUUAAAUUCAGGCCCAUCAUUUUUUUAUGAAUAAGGGGGUAAAUCUUAACCCAUUCAGUGAAGGUACGAUCUUGAUGCUGAAUAGAUUAAGGGUCGGUCGCACCAAACAGUCUAGAGUUAGACCAAGAAAAGUCUGCAUCGAUUUUGAUAGCCCACGCAAUGCAUGUGUUAUUUAUACGUCAUAAUUUCAUUGAAGUUUGACAUUUAAAAUAACACUUGUCACUGCGUGGGCUAUCAAAAUCGCUGCAGACUUUUCUUGGUCUAACUUUAUCACCGUUAAAGCCUUCGCCAAAUUUUAUUGUACCUAUGGGAAGUUUCAUAGAUCUCUGCAGGGUGACGUUGAUCAGUCUGUUAACCUUUUUGACGCCGUGUCCAACACAAAAGCUGUCACCCAGACGCCACGUCACCGAAGUGUCAAAACUGAAAUUGAACUUUAUGCAUAAUGCUCUAGCCGUAGCUCGUAGGUCUGUGACCGAUUAAUCGGUCUUUGGCGUUGGACCUGCGGUGCCGAUAUUGGGAACGUGCGAAGUCGGUGGCGCUGAUCGUCACAAACACAGGUAAUCUUAUGGAAUGUCCGACAUUAGUACUAGCGGCAGCCGCUUGAGCUAAUUUUACUCCAUAAGAUUAACGUAGAAAUUCCGACAAAAUGAGGGCAGCACCAGUCGUGCACAUAGCGAAUAUCGGUCAUUGGCGUCCAAAAGGUUAACUGUGGUUGGUGCAACUGACCCUAAGUAAUUAAUGUAAUUACACGUAUUCUAUCUGUUAGUCUAUCAUUUCAAGGUCGCGUACUUACGAAAGUUGGCUUCAAUUUCUACUUUUACUUUUAACUAUGGGGAAUAGAUUUGAAACUCUUACAUAGCGAAAGGGAGGAACAGCUGUUCUAGAAACAGUUUGUCUUGAAAAUAUCGUGUCAGUGUUUAGAAAAAGAUGUUGGUUGGCAUCCUUUUCAGCCACUGAUAUAUAAAUAGUGGCAUACCAAUUUUAAAACUCAGAAAACUUAGACCAUAGAUAACUGGACUAGUCUUUCAGUAACUUUCUGUCUAUGGACGGUAGAGGUAAGGAGAAUACUCUUUAUGUAUGAUAAACUAUGUAUGAAUAGUACCGUCUUUACCAUAAGGCCACACGGGGCCCGUGCCCAGGGUCCCCAUCCUCGGGGGGGGGGGGGGGGGGCCGAAGGACAGACAGUAACAGUAUAUUUGAUUACCCAUAAUAAAUAGAAGAUCAUAGUAGGAAAAUGGUAGAAUUCGUUUUUUUUUCCAAAAGGGCCCCAUAUUCUUAUGUGCCCAAGGGCCCCAGUUUAAGACGUUUAAGACGUAGACAUAGUUUAAGACGGCCCUGUGCCACAAUACCUAAAAUAUUUGGUACAAAAUUUCAAAUCACUGAGAGCGCACUUCACUCCGUCAAUAACGGCUAUGUUUCUAGCUACUCUAGCGCCACUCUGGAGUGAUUUGGUACUAUUAUAUAUAGCUGACAGCUGGACACUGGCAACUUUUCUCCCAUAAGAGACUUUUCUCCUUUCCUCUACCCUCCAUAUUUAUUUCGUCUACAAUUUUCUGCACAUCGUGCAGGGUUUCUGGCACACGCGUCAAAAACCUUGCACAAUGUGCAAAAACUCGUAUAAAGUCCUUUCCAUGUGUGAUAUGUUUGUGUGCGUCAGAAUGAGCAUGUGUUAAUUUUUAUUCAUAUGUGCGCGUGUCUCUUCGUCUUUCAACACAGGUAUGUAUGUAGGUAUAUUUAUUUAUUUGCAUACUGUGUGAGUAAUCUUUUGCACCUCCCCGCAAAAUUCGGCAGCCAUUUUUGUACGCAAAUACGACAAGUACGGCUAAUCCAGUUAUGUAUGGUCUAAGUAAGAAAAUAUCCUCAUAAGUAUGAAUACUUUUUUAUGAAAAUUAUCUUCUUGUGGUAAAACUAGGUAUUGAUAGAAUAGUCAGAAAUUUCUAAGUGGGCCAGUGUUCAAAAUGCUCUGAACACACCUUUGGUAUUAAAAGAAUACGAACGUGUGCACAUCAUUUUCAACACAAGUGAGUGAGGGUUCACCAUUACGCGGCCAUUGCGUCAACUAAAAUCCUGUGCAUCUCGAUUGCACCAAUGACAGUACGAGGGAGAUGCAUUGUGAGUUAGUUUACGCUGUCGGUACCGAAUAUGUCAGUGUCAAACUCGUGGUAAGAAUACUGGUCCGAUUACCUAUUUGUGCUGCUAGCUCUAAUAUUGCAUUUCUGACGUGAUAUUCUAAAUGCAUUUGUAAAUUAUUUUAAAUUGACAUAUUAUUUAAUUUGUACAUUCCAAUUGCGAAGACUAAGAAAGAAAACUAAACAUUCCUUUGUUCAAGUAUAUGUAUGUAAUUAAAUUUAAAAAUCUGAAAAUGGAUCUGAAAAAAUAAGGUAUUGUAGCAUUAUUAACGUCUUCAGUAUUUACUAACAUGUUACUUAUGUCUACUUCUAGUCAUUUAAUAAGAAAAACUUUAAGAUUCAUAUUGACAAUUUAUUGAAAUUACUACAUAUUUUAGCCGUUAUCAGUUUUUAAACAAACGCACAAUUUGUGGAUUUGUAUCCAAAAUGUCAAAAAAUUAUAUGAACGGCUAUAAAUAAGGCGAAUAACUCUUAUUCAUACAAAUUAUAGUUAUAUUUAUUAUUUAAUAAUGAUCUGAAGUGCAAACAAUUGAUCUGUUAUUUACAAAAAACUGUAAAAGCAUAAUUAUUCUAUUAUUUUAAUUGUGUUUGUAAAAAUAAAGAUAGGUACCGGUUUAAUCCUACAACUUCGCAUAAAAAUAAAAAAAAGUCAUCAUGAUUUGAGAAAAAUGGUAUAAAAAUAUAUGUAUAGAUUUAAACCAAGACAAGCCUGCUACGAUUUUGGUGGCACACAUAGUGCAAGUGUUAGUUUAAGACUUGCACUACGUGUGCGGUCAGAAUCGUUGCACACUUAUCCUGGGGGCCGAUUUUUGAAUUUCGACCGCUCGAUUUCGUGUAUUUUGUUCAAUAAUAUCUCCAAUACUAGAUAUUUAAAUUCUACUAAUAGAAUUGAAAACGAGUGGUCAAUGCCACUCGAUUCCCAAUUUCUAUCGCUCGUAUUUCAAAAAUUAGUACUUCGUUAUUUUUGACCGAUGGUCGAAUGACGAAAUCGAGUAAUCGAAACUCAAAAAUCGGCCCCCUGGUCUAACUCUUAACUCCCUUAUUAAAUAUAUACAAUGUGAAAAAAAUCAAUGGGCCCUGGAGGGAAAGUACCUUAAAACCUUAAGUUACCUCAUUUUACUUAAAGUAAACAAUAUUUUAUAUUUAAAAAGAAAAAAAAACCAUUAAAAUAUUUUUUUUUAAUUUGCUUGUGUCGCCCGGGAAUUGAACCGAUUUAAAAUUCAAAAAUACUAAGUAUUCGAUUUUAUGGAUAUUUUGUACGAUAGGCGAGUGUACCUAAGACUUAAUGUUUCUUGAACAAAUGUUAACAUUUGACAUUCGACUAGUAAAAUAGUGAUUUUUUUUUAAAUUUUAGUUGGUUUGUUUCCCGGGAGAGGCUACGCGAAUUAAAAAAUCUUUGAAUUGUUUCCUUUAAGUAAAAUGAGCUAACUUAAGGUUUUGAGGCAUCAUCCCGCCGAGGCCCAUUAAUUUUUUCCACCUUAUUCCCGCAACCCUUAUCCUUAUUACCGCGCAUAUACAGAUAUGCGCGGGAAUAAGGAUUGCCUGGCUAAUAUUUAUAAACUGCAUCGCUGAACUCGGCCGUCUAAAGCAGUACUCGUUGCAGUGAGAUCUUGAUAUUUAUUAUUGUAUUCUAGUUUCAUUAAUGUUUUUUUUCCUUGACGAUUAGGCAGCUAUUGUACUUUAUUUUCGGCGAAGAAUUAGUAUAAACCAGUAUUUUAAUGGCCGUUAAAGUUAGACCAAGGGAACUCUGCAGCGAUUUUGUUAGCACACGCUGUGCAGUGUUUUAAAUGACACAUCUACAGUCUAUGCCAGCGGUCGGCAACCUUUUAGCAGCCAAGGGCCACAUAGUAGUUAAUGGAGGUGACGCGGGCCGUACUUCGUUAAUAUUUAUGACUUUAUGAGACAUUGUCGUUUGUCACUAUUACAUAAAAAAAAGCCAAAGCGGCACUCGGGCCGCAAGUGACAGGUUCACGAGCAGCAUGCGGCCCGCGGGCGGUUGCCGAUAGCUGGUCUAUGCUAUUAUAUCUCCAGUUAUCUUGGUCUGACUCUGUUCAUAAACGCGCUACAAACCUCAAUUAGCCAUAAUCGUUUUUCUUAGUCUGUCAUUUUGAUAAAUGUAUUUUGAAGAAAGGUAUAAAACACAAUCUAACUAAUUGAGGCGUGUAAAGGUUUAUGAAUUAGGGGGUAAGUGAUUAUGUAAACCCCUGUAAUAUCCCAUUAUCAUAAUAAUAUGUAAUAUGUAUAAUAUGAUUAAUAUGACCAACAUAUUUUUAUGUUGUAGAUAACUUAUUAAAUCAUGAAAUAAAAUUUCUCAUACGAGGAAGUGUUUUGUUAGUAAAUUAAUAAUUUAGAAACAGCAAUAAGAAAUAAAUAUUAAAACUGCCAAUGUAACUUCGCUCUGCAAAAUCUUAAGUAGGUACGAAGUCGUAAAGAUUUACAAAAUAUGUAUGUAUGGAACUCCGAAGAAGUGACGUCACCUAUACUUCGUUUUUUUAGCAUUAGAAAUUAGGUAAACAAUCUUGAUGUGUCUUUUAAUUGAAAAACACAUUUUAAAAACAAGUUACGGCAAAUAUGUAACAAUUAUGAAUCUAAUAAGAUCAUUUAUAUUCUUCUGCUUUCAUAAGUAAUAGUUUUUGAUUUUUAAAAAGCGUUUUUCAAUUAAAAGACGUCAAGAUCGCUUACCUUCUUGCAAGUUCUUUCUAAUGCUAAAAAAAACGAACUUUAGGUACAUAUUUUUUCUGUCCGUAAAGAAAAUAUGUAGGUGGUUAUUAAUCUAUUAGUUUAGACUUUAAAGUGACAAAAAAAGAUUUAACCUAUGCCGGUGUUUCCAUGAUUGAGAAAUUUUAUUUCCCUAACUUAUAUAUCUUUAAUGGACGACUUUGGCUUGCAAUCUGGACUUUGAAAAUGUAUAUAAAUUAUGUAUAUCCUUAAGUAUACUAAACUUAACGCUUAUUCAGAGACUUUUGAACUUUAUAUGUAUUUCUAUAAAGUGUAGUUCUAUGGAAAUUGCUAACUUGGUUUACAUCAACCGCCAUAUUGAAAUUGUCAAAGAAUGAUGAAUUUACUAGUGACUUUUUUUUACAUAGUUAGCAAGUUCCAUAGAAUGACACUUUAAUAAUUGAUUUUUCAGAAGUGUUUGAAUGAUUCGCUUUACAUUUGGGUUGUAUAUUGGUUUUGAUAGGGCCUCACAGUGUGACUGGACUAUAUUCGGGAUUCACAGACAAUCUGUCUGUCUGUCUCUGAUUAUUUUUAUGACUUUGCGCUUUGAAAAGCGUUUAAUGAAGUAUGUCAAGAUUUAAUGAAUGGCCAUGUCACGCUUUUAUUAAAUCUUGUUGAAUAGAGCCCCAUUCACCUGUGGCCAAGGCCUGGUAGAGUAUUAUUACGUUAUAAUUUGUCGUUAUUAGACAGUAAGUGAACAUUCCUAAUACAAAAGUGAGCACGUAAAUUUAUUCCAAAAUGAACCUUGAAUUUAUACGUUUAGGGUCGAAUUCGAAAAGAAAUAAAAUACUAAAAUUAAGUGUGAAAUAGUAUAAAAUGCGCAUAAAGACAGCACAUUAGACCUAGGACAGUAUACAGCAAGACUUGCGGCCUGAUUCUAAUUUUAAUAAACGUCAAAAAUUAGAUCUCGAUACGAUAUGGAUCGACACUGACAUAUCCGGUUCAUAUCGUAUCCAGUACGGACAGGAUGGUCGUUCUUGUCGACGUGACAGCGUGAUAAAACGGCAUCCGUCACUUUGAAAAUCACGCUUUGUUAAAAAGUGACGGAUAUUUUGUCACGUGGAUAAAGCCAUACAUAGUAGGCUUAAAGAUCAAAUUUUUGACGUUCAUUAAAAUUAGAAUCAGGCCAUUGAUGUAUCUAAUUUUCAGUAGUGGCAGCAAAAUAAAUAUGUGUACUUAGGUAGAUCGACCUACAUAAGUUAUUUAGCGUUUAACAAUUUAUUUUGUUCAAUAACCGAAUACUUAUACAAUUUUCGCAAAAUAACGCCUGAAUUAAUCAAUUACAUGAACUGAAUAGUCAAUUUAUAUGACUUCAUUUACGGUUUCUGCUAUAUUACGUUUAUUAUACAUUAAAAUAUUUAUAAGAAAUGUAUAGUAAAAUACUAGAGUAAGUAAAUCAUAUUUAUGCGAUAGAUAACUUCCUACUAUAGUAUAUAUCAUUUACAAUAUAUUUUAUUCCAUGGAUGUUAAACUAGUAUAACACAUGUUAGCUUUAAAAUUAAUGUUUUAAAUCAUAUCGAUGUGCUGAGCUAAAAGCGAAAAUUGUUAUAAUAAUUAGUACGUCAUAAUAAGUGAAAUCGUCAUAAAAAGUGGCAAAUAUGGGAAACCCAUGAAAAACAAUAAAAAAAUGUUAUAUUUUCUCUAAAGUCAUAUUUUAUACCUUCUAAUAUCUAAUAACUUACUGUAUAUUAUUUACUGGAUACUUAGAAUGCUUGGGUAACAUACUAGAGAUUAUGCCAGCUGCGGAAACUUUCUAAAAAGUUGGAAAUGUUCUAGAAAAUAUGAGGAUUUUUUUAUGGAAACUUUCCGACGGCAUAUUACACCGUAUAAUGUAAUAUGCCGUCGGAAAGUUUCCAAAAUUUCAAAAAUUUCGGAAACUUUAGAUUUUAUUGUAAGGGAAUCUAAAUUUUUCAUAUGUGUAGUUAGAUUUUUAUGAAAUCCUUGUUAUUGUCAAAAUAUCACAUAUACCACACAGAGAGAGAAAAAAACGUGGAAGUCCGUUCAUUAUUACCCGAGCAUACAAAGUAACCAGUAUUAGAUCAAUUUUACAAAAUUGAGUUCCAAAACCUAACAUUCCUACUACAAAUCUCAUAUUGUAUGAAACGGGGAAGUGCAAAAUAAAUAUACUAUAUCUAUAUUUUA
Cydia fagiglandana is the source of this 11331-nucleotide messenger RNA. RefSeq names its product peptidylglycine alpha-hydroxylating monooxygenase (gene Phm). The record is from RefSeq and is a predicted model, not a curated record. Bases 232 to 1245 code for a protein of 337 amino acids. The transcript has 9 exons. Gene Ontology annotation, cellular component: extracellular region; membrane. Lineage: Eukaryota; Metazoa; Arthropoda; Insecta; Lepidoptera; Tortricidae. Gene Ontology annotation, biological process: peptide metabolic process. Gene Ontology annotation, molecular function: oxidoreductase activity, acting on paired donors, with incorporation or reduction of molecular oxygen, reduced ascorbate as one donor, and incorporation of one atom of oxygen; copper ion binding.